UACGGAAAAGUCCAAAAAGCGAUGAGAAUGUCACACUUUUGGUGUUCGUCUAUACCAGGAAAAUAAUAUUUUUCGUAUAUACCCGUGAGCUUACCGUGAUAUUAAAAAUGUUUCGAAAAACACAAGCUCUAUUUAUUGUUAGCGGAUUUUUUAUAAUCUUUUGGAUGUGUGAGGGACACGUAAGUGAUGGUACACUAGCGCCAACAUCGUCACAUCUACUUUAUAUAAAGGCUCUCGAGAAAACUGGGAUCUUAACCAAAUUACCAAAUAUAACAAGCGAGUUUAGCUCUAGAAUAUUCAACUCCUUUCGCACAUUGCCGUCGUUUAAACAAGUAACCAGUCGAUCGGUAAGGAAACGCCAAAGCAACAAGCCUGUUAGCUACUUCUCAGAGGUCUCAAGUCAAAGACGAGUGCCGCGAAAGGCCUCUGCCGACAUGCUCAGUCGCAAUAUUUCAAUGAUUUUGGAGAACCUACUGAAGCGCUACGAGCAAUCGCAACUACCCACGCACGGACAAGGAGUGCCCACCGUGGUGCAGACCAACAUUCUGAUCCGCAGCAUGGGUCCUGUUUCGGAGCUGGACAUGGACUACUCGAUGGACUGCUACUUCAGACAGUAUUGGCGGGACAAACGUCUCAGUUUCAAGGGGCCCAUCAAGAGCCUAUCUCUCAGCAUUAAAAUGCUCGACAAAAUUUGGCGUCCAGACACUUAUUUUUACAACGGCAAGCACUCGCAAAUACACAUGAUUACUGUGCCCAACAAAUUGCUUCGACUUGACCAAAACGGUGGAAUUCUUUAUUCGAUGCGACUAACAAUUAAGGCUACGUGUCCCAUGGAGCUGCAAAACUUUCCAAUGGAUAGACAAUCAUGCCCCCUUGUAAUUGGAAGUUAUGGAUAUAUCAACCAGCAGCUAAUCUAUGAAUGGAAAAAUCAAGAUGAUGCCGUGUCCUUCGUUCCGGGGAUGACAUUAAAUCAAUUUGAUCUCAUCAGCAUGAUGCAUCGUAAUUCUACAACGGUGCGUCGCGAAGGUGACUUUUCAGUUCUGCAUGUGGCAUUUAAUCUCAAACGACACACUGGAUAUUUCCUAAUUCAAGUCUAUGUACCCUGCAUACUGAUUGUGGUUCUGUCGUGGGUCUCGUUUUGGAUACAUCGCGAGGCUACGAGUGACAGGGUCAGUCUAUGUGUGACAUCGGUACUGACCCUGUCCACCAUUAGCUUGGACUCCCGAACAGAUCUGCCAAAAGUGAAGUACGCCACUGCCCUGGACUGGUUUCUAUUGAUGAGCUUUCUCUACUGCAUUGCCACACUAUUGGAGUUCGCUGGCGUCCACUACUUUACCAAGCUGGGCAGCGGGGAGAGUCCUCAGCUGGAGGAUCAGUGGGAGGACAUUAGUAUAGCCAACGAACUGUCGGAUCACGUGGCCGAGGAUGGGGACGAUGCUCCAUUUGCAGACGAGGAGGACACAAGCGAUGGCACUGAAAAUGAUGACAACGAAGGGGGUGUCAGCGAAUCGAUUGACUCCAAGAAUGGUGUCUGCGUUUGCAAAAAACACGAUGCUCUGGGCCUCGAAUACGAUGGUUUUCUCAGGCGCGACACCAUUUUCUGUCCCACAUACAAUGAGCCAUCGUAUAUCCUGCCUGCCACCAUGGAGAGCACCACCCAAACGGAGCCGCCGGCCGUUUCCCGUCUGCACCAGAUGUGGUUGUGCCUGAAGAGCGAUAACAGUUUCCGGAAACAGCGAGAACGCAAAGCAGCGGAGCAAAAAAGCCAGCAAGGGGGCGCCAACUGUUAUGUUAACAGUGUGUCCCUAAUUGAUCGUGUUGCCCGAAUAGCCUUCCCGAUGUCCUUUGCAUUUCUGAACCUUUUGUACUGGCUGACUUAUGGCAUGUAUAAGAAAGAGUUCUCAUGGUCCAACAUGAAGGCAUAGGAAUAAAUGUUUAAGUUAUACGCAGUAGGAUAUAUAAACCUUUGAAUGUGAACUACUUUCAGAAGGGGGCGCCAACUGUUAUGUUAACAGUGUGUCCCUAAUUGAUCGUGUUGCCCGAAUUGCCUUCCCGAUGUCCUUUGCAUUUCUGAACCUUUUGUACUGGCUGACUUAUGGCAUGUAUAAGAAAGAGUUCUCAUGGUCCAACAUGAAGGCAUAGGAAUAAAUGUUUAAGUUAUACGCAGUAGGAUAUAUAAACCUUUGAAUGUGAACUACUUUCAGAAGGGGGCUCCAACUGUUAUGUUAACAGUGUGUCCCUAAUUGAUCGUGUUGCCCGAAUUGCCUUCCCGAUGUCCUUUGCAUUUCUGAACCUUUUGUACUGGCUGACUUAUGGCAUGUAUAAGAAAGAGUUCUCAAGGUCCAACAUGAAGGCAUAAGAAUAAA
Messenger RNA from Drosophila gunungcola (fruit fly), 2366 nucleotides. Its product is annotated as gamma-aminobutyric acid receptor subunit alpha-6. NCBI's taxonomy places the organism in Eukaryota, Metazoa, Arthropoda, Insecta, Diptera, Drosophilidae. Gene Ontology annotation, molecular function: GABA-A receptor activity; extracellular ligand-gated monoatomic ion channel activity; neurotransmitter receptor activity. Gene Ontology annotation, cellular component: neuron projection; membrane; synapse. The coding region runs from base 108 to 1925 and encodes 605 amino acids. The transcript has 6 exons. The record is from RefSeq and is a predicted model, not a curated record. Gene Ontology annotation, biological process: monoatomic ion transmembrane transport; regulation of membrane potential; signal transduction.